CCCUGGGCCGAGCCCACCCUGCUGUGCUUUGGGCUCCUACCGGCUGCAGGCAUGGCUGAGCAGGGCACCCAAGUCGCUCACUUCAAGCUUCGAGCUUGCCUGCUGCUGGUGCUGUGGCAGUGGGCGCAGAGAGCUGCGGCAGCGCCGUGCCAGCAUGGGGAGCUGAGAGCCAUCAGCAAGGACCAAGAGAAAUGCUGCCCCCAGUGCAGCUCGGGCACAGCAAACAGCAGGCCAUGUCCAGACAUCGAGGACCAGGACUGCAAAUGCCCCCGGGGGUACAGCUGUGCUGACACCGCCUGCAGCAGCUGCCAGAAACUGCCUGAGUGCAUGGAGGGAGAGGAGCUGGUCAGGCUGGGCUUUGUGGACUUCACAUUCCAGUGUAAACCCUGCGAGUGGGGGACCUACUCCAACGUCAAGUACAGUUGGUGCCGCAACUGGACCGACUGUGAAAGCUUUGGGUUUCUAACCAUCAGGGCAGGCAACAGCACCCACAAUGCAGUAUGUGGCCUACCUACUGAAGAUCUGCAACGAGCUCCUGUGAAAGCUCUCUCUCUCUACACCACCAUCCUGGCCAUCCUCACUGCUGUGGCUCUGUUUGUCCUCAUCCUGCUGACCUUCCUCUUGCAUUUCUGCAUCUGGUCGCUGAAUAAAGAGAAAUACUCCACAGCAGAGAAUCUGGAGCAUCACUUCCCCUGGCACCUGGUACCUCCACAACCCUCACACCACAGAGAGGAAACUUCCAGCUGCCAGUUUCCAGAAGAAGAACAUGGAGAGAAAAGCCCAGAGGAAAAGCCUUGCCCUUUCCACCUCCCAUGAGAACAGCUCUCUGGCUCUCUGCUGGGAGUGGGGGGCAGCUGGGCUCAGCUUGCCAAGCAACCAGGAGGGAGGAGCUGGGGGUCUGAAGCAUGCUUGGAUACCUAGGAAUAAGGAGUGGGCUUGGGAGGAGCUUUGCUUUGCUUCUGUUCACCAAGCCUAGCACUUAGAGAUAGGGAAGCUGCUAAGCCAGGCUGGCAUUCGGUGCAGCUGUGCUGCUGCAAGGUCCCUGGCUUUGGGGGAGGGCUUAUUUUGGGAUGUUCUUUUCAUCUUCGGGGCUGGGGGACCCUCCUUGUGCAUCUUCUGUGUGUCUCUGUGGAGCUCCAACAGAUUGAUGUGUUUGCAG
This is a messenger RNA of Pogoniulus pusillus (Red-fronted tinkerbird), 1159 nucleotides long. It is a transcript of the gene TNFRSF18, whose product is annotated as TNF receptor superfamily member 18. Lineage: Eukaryota; Metazoa; Chordata; Aves; Piciformes; Lybiidae. Gene Ontology annotation, biological process: negative regulation of apoptotic process; positive regulation of cell adhesion. The coding region runs from base 52 to 816 and encodes 254 amino acids. Gene Ontology annotation, cellular component: external side of plasma membrane; plasma membrane. The record is from RefSeq and is a predicted model, not a curated record. The transcript is spliced from 6 exons. Gene Ontology annotation, molecular function: tumor necrosis factor receptor activity.